CCCUGUCCGUAUAGAAGAACCUCAGUACCUUGAACUUGACUUAACAAAAUGAGAAGAAACGACUGCUGCAUUCAUUUUUGUAUCGGCUGUGUGGCCUUCCUCCAAAUCACCACCUCAGUGGCCAGAACCAUUGACAGAAUCGCGCUCAUCAAACAACUUGACCUGACGACCAUGAUUGUUGAGUCCCUUGUUGAUUUUACGUUCUUGGUUAGCGGCUCGUUGUUGACAUUCGGUGCCAUAAAGCGAAAGGCCAAGUUGGUUUACGUUCAUUUGGUCAUAACUGUCAUUUCUUUGGCUUUGUGUCCGAUUGGUCUUGUGUCUCAACUCAUGGAUGCGGACCUUCCGGCGGACGAUGGACACGCUAUACUCACUUGGAGUAGUGUGGCAUCUUUUCUGAUCUUGACUGGUUUGGAGUGCGUCGUGUUCAAGUUUUAUAAGAAUCUCAAGAACGAACAGAAGGAGGUGGACAACAUCGAGGCGACUUAUAAAAUUUAACGAGGA
This is a messenger RNA of Zophobas morio, 501 nucleotides long. RefSeq lists its product as uncharacterized. The transcript is spliced from 3 exons. The coding region runs from base 49 to 495 and encodes 148 amino acids. The record is from RefSeq and is a predicted model, not a curated record. NCBI's taxonomy places the organism in Eukaryota, Metazoa, Arthropoda, Insecta, Coleoptera, Tenebrionidae.